This is a messenger RNA of Epinephelus lanceolatus (giant grouper), 5530 nucleotides long. RefSeq names its product solute carrier family 12 member 4 (gene slc12a4). The record is from RefSeq and is a predicted model, not a curated record. Gene Ontology annotation, cellular component: plasma membrane. Gene Ontology annotation, molecular function: potassium:chloride symporter activity. Gene Ontology annotation, biological process: chloride transmembrane transport; chemical synaptic transmission; chloride ion homeostasis. NCBI's taxonomy places the organism in Eukaryota, Metazoa, Chordata, Actinopteri, Perciformes, Serranidae.
CAGUGUAGUGGAAUGUAGUUGCCAUUAGUGGGAGUUGAGCUGAGGCUGGCUAACAGCUAGCCUGCUAUGUUGAGUUGCUGAGCUUGAGAAGCAGAGGAUAGUGAUGAAAACAUGCCCCACUUCACAGUCGUACCAGUGAAGGAUCAAGCUCAGUCCAGCUAUGACAGUUUAGAGGGGAUUAACUGGGUGGAUUACAGGGACACUGGACAGGACUACCCUGAUCAUCAAGAUACUGUCAGCUCUGAUGGACAUGGGAAUCAUAAAGAAGACAGUCCAUUUCUCAACAGUGCUGAUGCUGCCAGCAAGAAAAAUGACUUCUAUGACAGGAACUUGGCAUUGUUUGAGGAAGAGCUGGACAUCCGGCCUAAGGUUUCCUCUCUGCUCAGCCGCUUGGUCAGCUACACCAACAUCAGCCAGGGAGCCAAGGAGCAUGAGGAGGAGGAGAGUGCUGAAGCCUCACGUAGGAAGACCCCCAAGUCUCCCAACAUGGGCACUCUGAUGGGAGUCUACUUGCCGUGCCUGCAGAACAUCUUUGGUGUCAUUCUUUUCCUACGACUGACAUGGAUCGUUGGGAUGGCUGGCAUCAUGCAGUCCCUCCUGAUUGUCCUCAUGUGCUGCUCGUGUACAAUGCUCACAGCCAUAUCAAUGAGUGCCAUUGCUACUAAUGGGGUUGUCCCAGCUGGAGGGGCAUACUUCAUGAUCUCCCGCUCCCUUGGCCCUGAGUUUGGAGGAGCUGUGGGUCUGUGCUUCUACUUGGGCACCACCUUUGCUUCUGCCAUGUACAUACUGGGGGCCAUCGAAAUCUUCUUGAAAUAUCUGGUGCCCCAGGCGGCCAUCUUUCAUGCCACAGACCCCCUGGGGAGUGACAGUGCCAUGCUGAACAAUAUGCGAGUCUACGGCUCUAUCUGCCUCAGCCUGAUGGCUGUGGUGGUCUUUGUCGGAGUCAAAUAUGUCAACAAGCUGGCCUCUCUUUUCCUGGCCUGCGUCAUUAUCUCAAUUGUAUCCAUCUAUGCUGGGGCACUCAAAUCCAUGACUCAUCCCCCAGAAUUCCCGAUCUGCAUGCUGGGAAACAGGACUUUGGUGAGAGAUCGCUUCGAUGUGUGUGCUAAGACUGUGACAAAGGGCAACGUCACAGUGCCCAGUCAGCUGUGGGAAAGAUUUUGUCUGCCGGGGAACAUGAGCAGCGCUCAGUGUGAUGACUACUUCCUCCAGAACAAUGUGACGGAGAUACAGGGCAUCCCUGGACUGGGCAGUGGGAUUAUUCGGGAAAACAUGUGGGGCGACUACCAACAGAAAGGGGAGAUCUUAGAGAAAGCGGGGCUACCAUCUGGGGAUGCCCACAGUGCCAUGGAGAACUUUGGCAUGUAUGUGUCAGCAGAUAUCGCUACAUCAUUCACACUUUUGGUGGGGAUCUUCUUCCCAUCUGCCACAGGUAUCAUGGCAGGCUCCAACAGAUCUGGUGAUCUUCGUGAUGCUCAGAAGUCUAUUCCUGUGGGAACUAUCUUAGCCAUAACCACUACUUCACUUGUUUAUUUAAGUUCUGUGGUCCUGUUUGGGUCAUGUAUCGAAGGAGUAGUCCUGAGGGACAAGUUUGGGGACGCUGUUCGAAAAAACUUGGUGGUGGGAACGCUCUCCUGGCCGUCUCCAUGGGUUAUUGUCAUUGGCUCCUUCUUCUCUACAGUCGGGGCGGGCCUGCAGUCCCUCACUGGGGCUCCCCGACUUCUGCAGGCUAUUGCCAAGGACAACAUCAUUCCUUUCCUCAGGGUGUUUGGUCAUGGAAAGACCAACGGAGAGCCAACAUGGGCCCUACUACUGACUGGUCUCAUUGCUGAGCUGGGCAUCCUUAUUGCCUCACUGGAUAUGGUGGCUCCUAUCCUUUCCAUGUUCUUCUUGAUGUGCUAUCUUUUCGUGAACUUAGCCUGUGCAGUUCAGACUCUUUUACGCACACCCAACUGGAGGCCAAGGUUCAAAUAUUACCACUGGGCUCUGUCCUUCCUUGGCAUGAGUAUGUGUCUGGCUCUAAUGUUCAUCUCCUCCUGGUACUAUGCUAUAGUGGCCAUGGGCAUCGCUGGGAUGAUCUACAAGUACAUUGAGUACCAGGGCGCAGAGAAGGAGUGGGGAGACGGUAUAAGAGGACUGUCUCUUAGUGCUGCACGAUACGCCCUGUUGAGACUAGAGGUCGGACCCCCGCACACCAAGAACUGGAGACCUCAGCUGCUUGUGCUGUUGAAGCUGGACGAGGACCUCCAUGUAAAAUAUCCCCGACUGCUCACCUUUGCUUCACAGCUGAAGGCAGGAAAGGGUCUGACCAUCGUGGGCUCCAUCAUCCAGGGCAACUUCCUUGACAGCUAUGGGGAAAUGCAGGCAGCUGAGCAGGCCAUUAAGAAUAUGAUGGAGAUUGAGCGAGUCAAGGGUUUCUGCCAGGUCGUGGUGGCAUCUAAGGUGCGGGAGGGUAUUGUCCAUCUGAUUCAGUCUUGUGGCUUGGGGGGCAUGAAGCACAACACUGUGGUGAUGGGCUGGCCGUACGGCUGGAGACAGAGUGAGGACCCUCGUGCCUGGAAGACUUUUAUCAACACAGUCCGCUGCACCACAGCUGCCCACCUGGCCCUGAUGGUGCCCAAAAAUGUGUCCUUCUAUCCGAGCAACCAUGAGCGCUUCACAGAUGGCAACAUUGACGUUUGGUGGAUCGUCCAUGAUGGGGGGAUGCUAAUGCUGCUGCCUUUCCUGCUCAAACUGCAUAAAGUUUGGAGGAAAUGCCAGAUGCGCAUCUUCACUGUAGCCCAGAUGGACGACAACAGUAUCCAGAUGAAGAAAGAUCUGGCCACGUUCCUUUACCAGCUGAGAAUAGAGGCUGAGGUGGAGGUGGUGGAGAUGCAUGACAGUGACAUCUCAGCAUACACCUAUGAGCGAACCCUAAUGAUGGAGCAGAGGUCCCAGAUGUUGAGGCAAAUGAGGCUUUCCAGUGCAGAAAGACAAAGAGAGGCCCAGCUGGUGAAGGACAGACACUCUUUGGUGCGUAUGGGAAGUCUAUACUCAGAUGAAGAGGAGGAGGUGGUGGAAGCUCCUCCGGAGAAGGUUCAGAUGACAUGGACAAAGGAGAAGUGUGAGGCUGAGAGGAGGAACCGAAACAAUGCACCUGAGAACUUCAGAGAGCUCAUGAGCCUCAAACCGGACCAGUCCAAUGUGCGGCGGAUGCAUACAGCUGUGAAGCUAAAUGAGGUAAUAGUCAACAGGUCCCAUGAUGCUCGAUUAGUUCUGCUCAACAUGCCAGGACCACCUCGAAACACAGACGGAGAUGAGAAUUAUAUGGAGUUUCUGGAAGUGUUGACUGAAGGCUUGGAAAGAGUGCUGCUGGUCCGAGGCGGAGGUCGGGAGGUUAUCACCAUCUACUCAUGAUCAAUUAUUAGCUGCUUCGCAGGAGCACCUGUCUCAUCAGAAUACAUUCCACCUCUGGACAGGAGGCAGCACCUGCUCCGCUGCCAGGUCUGGGUAGACGCAUGAAUUUGACACUUGUAUUGUGAAGUAUGGAUUUUUCAGUACAAAGGAGGUUUAUUCUAUUCUUGUAGAAUAUUGAGACACACUAGUGUACAUAUCCGCCUGUAUGUUCACGACUCUCCCGUUCUUUACAAAUGAAAGCUGUUAUUUUUCUCCCUCAGAAAUCAAUAUUUGUGUGUCAAACACAAACUCUUGACAGCAUUUUCUUAUUUAUAGGUCACAAAUACCUCUUCAUGUGUGAUUAUAAACCUGUAUUUGACAAUUUGGCAGACUAUCCUGAGUACUACACAUGUUGGUAGAACACUUUUAUAGUAUGCCAGAUUUUUAUACUGAAACAGCUCUUUGAUGAUUUUGGAAGCACAUCUCUAUUUAUUUAUUUAUUUUUUCAACAUUUCCCCACUGAGGCAAAGAAAAUGUUAUUGUGGAUCUUAAACACAGUGCUCGACGUUGGUUGUGCUGUAAAGGUGGCAUGCCAGAGAUCAUAAAGCAAGUUUUUAAAGAGAGUUUUAAUUUAUGAUUUUUUGGACAGAUAUUUGUGUUACUGAACAAUGUAUAUGAAUGACUUUUGAAGUGUUACAUUUGUACUUUUUCUACAGACCUUAAAAGCUUAGCUGCCCGCAAAAAAAGGAGGCUUAAUUUAAAUGUAUAAUCCUUAAGAUUUCAAUGAAAUCAAAACCAUCUUUUAAUACUUUAUAUGGUCUACGUAUUUUCUGCAAAAACCAUUCAAUAUAUGCACACUGAAUGGCUAUUGUUAAUACCUUUCUAUAUGUUUGUGGCGGAGUCCGCCAUUCCCGCACUGGAUCAAAAUUGGCUUACUUCACACACUGACAACAUGAGUUUGUUUGGUUGUGCUGGAAACAAAUGCACCAGCUUGUAUAUUGUCGAUUUUCUGAAGAAGUAGCUGCUCAUGAAAUGUUUGCUAUAGUAUUAAACAGCACUUGCUGUUACCAUGGUAACCACAGGUGUUGCCAAAUCAGCCCAGACUGAAAUGUUAAGGAUUUCAACUUCAAGCAAUUCUGAUCUUAGCCACAUGCAACUUUCAGAUCCUGUUUUGUGUCUUUCUUUUUCUAAGAAGAUCAGUAUGAUCAGUAUGAUCAGGCCAGCAAAUAGUUCAGAGAACAAAUGUUUAUUUUUCUGUAGCCUAAACAAGCUGUUCAAGCCAAGAGAGGUUUAUGUGUUAGGGAUAAACCAUGACAAGGUGUGCAGUUACUAAAAACUAAUCACACAACGCUAAGAAUGCUCCUGAGGGCUGUACCACGAGCCAGAGCCAGAGUUUUCCAUUCUUGGGGGUGGCUCUCUUUUAACCUGGCUAGAUCGCCAUGGUAACUACAGAACUAACCUGGUCGGGACCAGUUUCGGCUUAAAAUCAGUUUAGCGCCUUUCACAGCUUCUUUGAUUGGGGUCAAUCUAUAAUCAAUGUGAGUAUGUGAGCAACACAGAUUGUCAGCUGAGGGACUUUGUUAUAAAUGCACUUUAUCCAACUUGUUGAGCCGUAAUAUUACAUAAGUGCCACCCAAUGAAGCUGUGCAAUUACAGUAGCACUUACUGUAUGCAUAGUGUCACGUUUUUGUUUUUUUUUUGUUUUUUUUUACAGGAGAACCUACAGUAUACCAGUGAGGCAGAAAAUAUGAGCAAGAAUGUUAUUUUUUUUUUUUUUUUUUCAUGUGGUUGCUCUUACUGAACUACUGAAUGUGUUUAUAGUGUUCACUGGUCUAUUUGCCCAAGCUGACUCUAAAAGAAGCCUUCCAUAAAGCAUAUUUAAUAAGGAUGAUGUUUACCUGCAUAUGAAAUGCGGUAUAAUUCCCUAAAAUCAUACCAUUAUGUUACCAUUUUGGAUUAUAUUUAUAUGAUUAGUUCUGAUUUGCUGUUUACACUGCUGGUAUAUUACAGCUAAUAGAACGCCAGUUAAAUUCAGAUUAAAUUGAUUAGUCUAUUGGUAUUUAUCACAGAUAAUAUUCCAUCCAUCCAUCCAUCCAUCCAUUUUCAUAACUGCUUAUCCUCUUGAGGGUCGCAGGGGGGUGGAGCCUAUCCCAGC